AGUGAAGUCAAUUUCAUAUUUUAUCUAUACACAUGCACACAUAUAUAUUGGUUUUUGUAUUUUUGAACUUAAGACUAAGCUUAUAAGUAUUAAUUUUAAUUUCUCAAGUUUUAAUAUACAGAGAGUAUACAAAUUCCACGGCUUUCCGCAACGAAUCAUCGAAUUGAAAGAACACCCAAAGGGAGUAUUGUUGAAUAACAUAAGUAGAAAAUGAAUAUAGACAUAGAUACGCUAACGAAUGAAUGGGAUGAACUCAGCAGAGAAUAUUCUGAGCUCGAGUUUCUAUUUCUGAACGGCCUUAAUGAACCAAUCUUGUCGCAAUCGUACAUUGAAAAUGUCUGUGUCCCAAACGUAAACGACGUCUUCGUUUCAGCGUCGACUAGUUCUUGAUAUUCCAUUACGUAGCAUAUCCUGCGUCACUCUUAACAUUCGACGCAAGUCUCUCUUCAUUCCUUACGAGCGGCGGAACGAUCAUAAUUUUUACACAGUAUCAAUAGACAAGUUAAAGUUGAAAGUGAACUUUGAAAAUAAGAAAAAUAUAAAUGUUUGCAAAAGACUAGAAGCGUAAAUAAAUAGAAGACUUUGGCAAACGGAAGAGAUUGCAAUAAAUAUCUCGCUCCAGGCUUGAAGGAUGUUAACAGAAGUGAAGUGGUUCUGUUAGCAUAGUGUAUAGAAAAAAUCUUGCAAUGAUUGAAAUUAAAAAUAGUUCCCUGAGUAACAUCAACAUUUUGUCUAAUUAACGAUCUCGAGUGACCUCUCCUCCAGGAAUGCAACCGUACAUAUAUUGAACUUUUGGAACAAUUGCAUUCACAUCAGCAGAAAUGUUUCAAUGAAAUCAAACAUCAGCGCUAUCGGAUGAAUCAAAUCUGCGCUUCAUUAAGGCAAUUUAAAAAUGUUCAAUCACCAGACGAGAAAGAAAAAAUCGCCAAUUUAGAAAAGAAUACAAUCAAACGUAAAGCACAAUUACAUGAAAUCGAGCAAUCGUUACCAGCGAAAUCGGGUCGUUAUCUAAGGAUCAUACUGGGUGACGUGAACGUUUCGAUACUCAAUAGAAAUGACAAAGUUCGUUAUAAAGAUGAAUACGAAAAAUUCAAAUUAAUUUUGAAUGUUAUUGGAUUGUUAAUGGCUUUCCUUAACCUUCUAUUCAAUUAUAGGGUCUUGGAACUAUCUUAUAUAUUCCUAUUGGUUUGGUAUUACUGUACAUUAACCAUACGUGAGUCAAUUUUGAAAGUGAAUGGUUCACGUAUUAAAGGCUGGUGGCGAGCUCAUCAUUUCAUAUCAACGGUUGCGGCUGGCGUAUUAUUGGUAUGGCCUCAAGGCGAACACUGGCAAUUGUUUCGUAAACAAUUUAUGUAUUUUAAUGCUUACAUAAGUGUCGUACAAUAUCUUCAAUUUGGAUAUCAAAAGGGUCUUCUGUAUCGUUUAAAAGCUUUAGGUGAACGUCACAAUAUGGAUAUCACUAUUGAAGGCUUCCACUCAUGGAUGUGGCGUGGCCUAAGUUUCUUGCUGCCUUUCCUAUUUGUGGGUUACGCUUUUCAAGCCUACAAUGCCUGGACUUUAUAUCAUUUAUCUUACGAACCGGUUGAUGCCCCCUGGCACGUCUCUGUGAUGUGCGGUCUAUUCUGGGUGUUAUUCAUAGGAAAUUUAACUACAACUUUACUGGUAGUACCCGAGAAGAUACGUGAGAAAACUAAGGAACGUUAUCGUUUAAUCAGCAUGGGCAAAUCCAUGAAGUUAAGAAAGAUGAUGAAGCAAAACAGCAUUAGCGAAAAUGAUAUAGAUAUUGCUGCAGAAAAUAGCGUCGUGACCAACGUUACCAGUUCUUUGGAAGAUGAUGGGGAAAAGAAAUGCAAUUAAUGAUGAAAUUUACUAAGCAUCCAAAUCAUGAAAAAACUGCUGUAACUUUAUAUAUAUAUAUAUAUAUAUAUAUAUAUAGUGACGAA
Glossina fuscipes is the source of this 1943-nucleotide messenger RNA. RefSeq names its product transmembrane protein 120 homolog. Bases 856 to 1857 code for a protein of 333 amino acids. The transcript is spliced from 9 exons. Gene Ontology annotation, cellular component: membrane. Lineage: Eukaryota; Metazoa; Arthropoda; Insecta; Diptera; Glossinidae. The record is from RefSeq and is a predicted model, not a curated record.